GUUAAGAGUUAUUGUGAUUAUUUACUGUGAGUUGUAAAGGCUGCAACACUAGAUGUUAAAAAUACUUUAUCACAAUUGUAGAAGUAAGUAUUAUCAUUAUUAUUGGUGAUAAGUGGAUACCUAAGUAUGUAUAAUAAUGUAGGGCGGAUUCAUCUUUUUAAAACGUGUUGCUAUGUGUUGUGAUUGUAUCCUAUGUUUUGUGAAGUAACUAUGUGGUAGAGUAUAAAGUAGAAUAUUAACAUAUAUUCCUCUGCAAUGUAGUAGUGUAGAAGGAUGAAGUGUGAAACGAAAAUGCUCAACUCAAGUUCAAAUGUGUGCUUCAGUGCAGUACUUGAGUAAAUGGACUUUGUUAAUUGGAUCAGUAUCCAAUCUGAUUAGUUCUCAGAAAGAAAAGCUAAAUAAUAGUUACAAAAAAUAUGUAUUCAUUGUCAUUUAUUCAUCAUACAUACAGAAACAGAAAACUAUUCUGCAGUGACUACUAUGUGGUUUAAUCAGUCUAAAAAGCAAACAGUCAUCCACAAAGCAAAUCUUUUUAAAGUACAUUUGACUUUAUCUCUACUCUGACUAGAACGUAGGUAACCUGAUCUGAUCUGUGCCAUGAUGGGAAGUUUGGUCUGUAAUUCCUUUCUUGUCUGUGGACACAUCUGAGGUGGAAUAAAGUUAUCUAGAUUUACAUUAGAAUUAGGAGGGAUUAGCUCAUCAUCAGUUUAUUCUAAGGAUUUGGGUAAAAACAUUUGGUGGGUUUGUAUGUCAGUAAAGAAGACUACAUCUACAGUUAACAAUUGAAGUCAAGGAACAAAUAACAGAAUGCCAUUUUAUGAAAAUCAAAACUAUCCACAGCAAGUUCCCUUCGUGUACAGACAGCAUUUUAUCAUGGCCCACAUCUGAAUGCUAACAGAGAAAUGUGGUUUGAUCUGAUAAAAGCACAUAUGAAGCCUCGCCCAGAGUUGGGUUAACUCAUAGCAACAAGCUGCAACUAGCAGUCGCUCCACUUUUGAUUUGCUUUUGACAACAUGGACGAGUCAGACAGAAGAAUUGUUAUCUUGGGGAAAACUGGAGUUGGGAAAAGCAGCGUGGCUAACACCAUAUUUGGAGAAGAACUCUUCAAAGCAAUCAGUUCUGCCAAAUCAGGAACAAGUACAUGUCAAGCAGAAACCAGACCUGUCAAUGGAAGAAGCAUCACUCUGAUCGACACUCCUGGUUUCUUCAACACAGAUAUAUCAGAGGAGGAGCUGAAGACUGAGAUAUUAAGGUGUAUGAUAGAGUGCGCUCCUGGGCCCCAUGCUUUUCUCAUUGUGUUUGAAGUGGGUCUAUUCGCAGAGCACGAACAGGCCGUCAUCACAAAAAUAAGCAAAGACUUUUCUGAAGAAGUCUUCAAAUACGCAACAGUUCUCUUCACUCAUGGUGACCAGCUCGAUGAAGGACAGACAAUUGAGGGGUUUUGCAAUGAGAAUAAGUUUGCAAGUGAUCUGUUGAAGAAGUGCGGCGGCCGCUGCCACGUCAUCGAUAAUAAAUACUGGAAGAAGAACCAGCAGGAUGAAUACAGGAACAACCAGGUCCAGGUGAAGGAGCUACUCAAGACAAUAGAUAAGAUGGUAAAGGCAAAUAAAGGAAGCUGCUACACCAAUGAGAUGCUACAAGCAGUGGAGGAAGAAAUACAAAAAAAGGAGAAGCUGAUUAGACAGUCAUCAGGAAACAUGUCUCAGGAAGAAGUCAGAAAGCAAGCUAAAGAGGGAGUAUUUAAAAGGCUUAAGAUCAAACUGGCAGGCAUUGCAACAGGUGUAUUGUUAGGAGCUCUUUUUGGUGGAGUAACGAUGGUUGGAGAAGUUCUCUUAGUGUUGAAGAAAAGGUUGUCAGUAGAAGAAGCAGUAGGAGUAACAGCAGCAGCAGCAGUAGCAGUAGCAGCAGGAAGAGUAGCAGCAGGAAGAGCAGCAGCAGCAGCAGGAGGAGUAGGAGCAGUGUAUGCAGUGUAUGUUGCAGCGGGAGCAGUGAAAGGAGGUGUUGCAGGGUAUCAAGAAGCGGAGGGAGCAGACUCACCACGGGAAGCAGCACAGAGAGCAGCAAAGGCUGUCAUGGAUCAAGCACUGUCUCCCUGGGAAGAGCUCUUGUUGAACAAUGAAAACCCUCACUCAAAGAAAGGGAAUUGAAUAUCAUUGAAAAGUCACAUCUCUGUGUAGAUUGCAUGAACAUAGUAUUUUAAUGAUCUUUAAUCAGUGAGCUGAUAAUCUUUAUUCAUAAGUAAUAUGCUAUAUGUUGGCUUUGUUAUCUGAAGUUCAAGCUUGAUUCGCUCAUUCCCUUUUCACGGGAUAAUUAUCUCUUAUGAAAUAACUUUACUCACAUUAACUUGAGAUAUUGGACAUACACUUCCAACUAUUCCAUGUGUAUAUUGUAUUAACCAUGGAGGAAAACAGUUUUUGCAUUUUUUGCAUUUUGCACCUCUCCUACUUUGUAUUGCAGCUAUUGCUAAGCAUUUUCCUUUUGCAAAACAUAGCCCGGAGAGGAUACUUAAUCUAUGAACAGCAUCAUUUUUCUGGAUAACAGUUGUGGCUCUCUGUGGAUUAUAAUGUAUCACCAUGAAAAAAAUUAAGAAUGAAUAAAUGGAAGGCUAUGAAAACA
Molecule: messenger RNA, 2616 nt
Organism: Trematomus bernacchii (emerald rockcod)
Lineage: Eukaryota; Metazoa; Chordata; Actinopteri; Perciformes; Nototheniidae
Product: GTPase IMAP family member 7-like
Exons: 4
Coding region: 1014-2147 (377 amino acids)
Molecular function (GO): GTP binding
Source: RefSeq, a predicted model, not a curated record